Messenger RNA from Ictalurus furcatus (blue catfish), 2088 nucleotides. RefSeq names its product signal recognition particle 14 (gene srp14). Gene Ontology annotation, molecular function: endoplasmic reticulum signal sequence receptor activity; 7S RNA binding. Bases 83 to 415 code for a protein of 110 amino acids. The transcript has 5 exons. NCBI's taxonomy places the organism in Eukaryota, Metazoa, Chordata, Actinopteri, Siluriformes, Ictaluridae. The record is from RefSeq and is a predicted model, not a curated record. Gene Ontology annotation, biological process: SRP-dependent cotranslational protein targeting to membrane. Gene Ontology annotation, cellular component: signal recognition particle, endoplasmic reticulum targeting.
ACCAGCGGAACUGUGAACGCGACGUGGGCAUUCAGUGGAGCUGUUCGGCUUUCAGUGAGCGGCUCCGUUUGUCAGGUACACCAUGGUGCUGUUAGAAAACGACGCGUUUCUCACUGAACUCACACGCCUCUUCCAGAAGUGCAGGACCAGCGGCAGUGUGGUGAUCACCUUAAAGAAAUACGACGGGAGGACAAAGCCAGUGCCGAGGAAAGGCCAUCCAGAGACAUUUGACCCAGCUGACAAUAAAUGUCUCAUCAGGGCAUCAGAUGGCAAGAAGAAAAUUAGCACAGUGGUCAGCACUAAAGAAGUAAUAAAAUUUCAGAUGGCGUACUCCAAUUUAUUGAGAGCACACAUGGAUGGCUUGAAGAAGAAAGACAAGAAGAGUAAAAGCAAGAAGACUAAAGCUACACAGUGAUUUAAAAAAAAAAUAUCAAGGAGAGAGAGAGAGGAGCUGUUUAUUCAGAAAGACCACCUUCAGUGACCUCCAGUACUCACCUGUGUCCUGACCUCAACAACCUUUCCUUCACGCUGUUGCUGUGUGGCACUCUACAGCCACCGGAGGAGUGGAGGUCGUUUUCUCUGCCCGAAUAUUAUCUUGACAUCUUCCUUGUUCGAAACUGUUCGGUUGGUCGAGAUUUUUGCUACAAUCAUCGGGUAUAAUUUGGUGGUGCCAUAUUUUUUUUUUUUUUUUUUUUCUUCUCAAUUUUUAAAUGCAUCGUAAAAGAUUGCCCAGUCUCUGCUCCUUAUGAUGGAAGUUCACCAUGAUUGUCCAGGAUUUACAUCCAUUAGUGUACAGAUUUGUUUUUGACUUCAGAGGAGUAUAUACAUUUUUUUAAUUCUGAAAGAUACUUCUAUGUUUAUUACUUGAGUCCACCAUAGUUAUUUUGUCCCAAUCAAUGUUCGUGCCUUUAUGACACACUUUUUUUUUUUUCCCCCAUCUCCCCCCUCCCUUCCAUGCAUUUUGGCACAAAACCAUGCAGCACAGUGGAUUUCUAGGUUUAGAGUUAUUGUUUCACUUGUUGGCCCAAACAGUGCAAUGAGCAAGUAUCACAAUGUUUAGAUGAGCGGUUAACUUAUUCUGAGUUCGAAAUAAACAGUGUCCCAGUCCAGCACUGGCUGAGGCUUUUUCUGUGUAAUACUUGUCAGGCUAAUUUACCCUUCAGUAGGGCCUGUUUUUGUUUAACUUGUUUUGCUGUUAUCACUGCCCAGAACAGAAGUUUUUCUUAUUUGAUAUUCAAAGAAAUAUUAAGCAAUGUAAAAUCAGUAAAUUACACCACUAUAUACACAACUAAGGAACAUAAAACAAGAAAACUAAAGCUGAAGUUUUAAAGCGCUGUGUUUCGCUUGUCGGGCCGCUCUCUGCUCGAGCCGACUGUGUUGUUUCGCUUGGCUUCCUCUUCCUCUUCGUUGUAACCCUGUCGCAUCAGCCAAGUCACGUACUGGAACAGAGUCUGGAAAGCAGAUACAAGAAAAUGACCUCUGUACCUGGUGCAUAUUCUUCAGUUCAGUGGUAAUAAUCACUUCUAUUUUUUACAUGAUGUUCAAAAUUACUGAAGCUGUAGACAGAUGAACAGUGAAGUCCAGAACUCUCUGGACAUUGACAGAUUAUUUAAGCUGCCUAACACAGUUCACCUGGUUUGCAUGUACAGUGCUGUGAAAAAGUAUUUGCCCCUUAUUUUGUUUGUGUAUACCUCCAUAGUAAAUUGUUUCCGAAAUUAAAACAAAAUCUAAGGUAAAACAAAGGUAACCUGAGGAAGUCCUAGAAGAAAAUUAAAGACUGAUCUCCAGUUAUCAGGAGUGUUUGGUUGCAGUUUUUGAUGCUAAAGUCGGCACAAGCAGAAUUUAAGUUUAAGGGGGCAAUUAGUUUUUCACAUGGGUGAUGGGUAUUUGACAACUUUUUUUUUUUUUUUUUUUUUUUUGCUUCAUUAAAAAAAAAAAUUUGUGUAUUGUGUUUACUCAGGUUGCCUUUUUGUUAUGUUGUAUUUAUUUUGAAGAUCUAAAACUAUUCAGCAUGAGAGAUACACAAGAAGUCAGGAGCACUCUUUCACAGCACUGCAACUACCCUCCAAUUAAAACUGAAAGUCUGCA